This is a messenger RNA of Cyprinodon tularosa, 4647 nucleotides long. Its product is annotated as otolith matrix protein. The coding region runs from base 110 to 1225 and encodes 371 amino acids. Gene Ontology annotation, biological process: iron ion transport. The record is from RefSeq and is a predicted model, not a curated record. The transcript has 9 exons. Gene Ontology annotation, cellular component: early endosome; recycling endosome; plasma membrane. NCBI's taxonomy places the organism in Eukaryota, Metazoa, Chordata, Actinopteri, Cyprinodontiformes, Cyprinodontidae.
UGAGAGGGAGGGGGCUGAAUUACUUUUUCUUAACCCAUGAAUUCCACCUGGUCUUUUCCUCUGCUGACAAACAGAAUCAUUCAGAAGGUUGUCUUAGACCAGAGCCGACAUGGAGAGAUAUACUGCAGCUUUUCUGCUUUUUCUGCCUCUUCUGAGAGUCAACUGUGUCUCCCAUCAAAAAACUACAGUCUCCUGGUGUGUGCUAUCGGAUGCCGAGGAACAGAAGUGCCUGGAUUUAGCCGGUAAUGCCACGGCCAAGAACGUGAGGGGGUCCCUGUUGUGCGUCCGUGGCCAGAACACCAGAGACUGCAUGGAAAAAAUCAAGAACGGCACGGCGGAUGCAGCUUCAAUGUUUGCAGAUGAUAUCUACGCUGCUGGUCUUUGCUAUGGUCUAGAGCUCGCAGCAGGGGAGUCUCACAAUGGAGUCGAUGGAAUCAGCUACUAUGUGGUGGCAAUGGCCCGGCGCUCCUCUUCAGACCUCUCUUUGCUGGAGAUGCAUGAACGCAGCUCCUGUCACCCCGGCAUCCGUACCACAGUGGGCUGGACUGUUCCCAUCGGCUACUUGGUUAACACAUCCCAAAUCAGUGUAGGAGAGCAGUGCAAUUUCCCCAAAGCUGUGGGGAACUUCUUUGGCUACAGCUGUGUGCCCGGCAUUAAGGACCCCCUACAUGAUCCCAGAGGAAACAACCCCAAGAACCUUUGUGAGGCUUGCAUAGGAGACGAGAACGACAGACACAUCUGUGUCAACAACCAUAGAGAAAGACAUUACGGAGAGGCAGGGGCCCUGAGGUGUGUUGCUGAGAACCUCGGCGAUGUUGCGUUUGUCAAACAUACAACUGUCUUUGAUAAUUUGGAUGGUAAGAACCAGGAAUCCUGGGCCUUGGAUUUAGAGCUGGAGGAUCUCAAGCUGCUGUGUCCAGACGGGACAGAGGCAGGUCUGCAUGAGUUUCUGCGAUGCCACCUGUCAGCUGUCCCUGCCAACGGGGUGGUGGUGCGCAUGGAGGAUAAGUGCCGUGUCUGGAAAUUCCUGGAGCGUUUACAGAAUGUGUUUGGCAAUGCCACAGAGGGCUUCAGCCUGUUUAGCUCGGCGGGCUACGGCCAAUCCGAUCUGCUGUUCAGCGAUGCCACCCACCACCUGCAGAGAGUUCUGGGUAGUUACACCUCUUGGCUGGGCCCCAGUUACACCACCAUUCUGCAGGCCUUCGAGUGUGAGGGUUUCUGCUGAUGGAAGAGGGGGAAGAUACCCAGUCCACCCCAUCCUGCUGUCUGCAUGCUAGUGUUCUGCCUUUCCGCCCUGCCAUCUGUGUCCCUCUGCUUCACCAUCAUUUUCAUUUUUUCCUGUUUUGCUUUACGUUGUAAAUUUUUGUUCUUCCCCCAAUCCCCCAUCUCUCUCUUUUUAUCAUUGCCCUCCACUCACUUGGUGGGUUGUCCAAUGUAGCAGCUGUGAGGACAGGACAACACAUAAAACAGCUCAUCAGCUUUAAAAAAACAACUCCAUAAUAAUAACUUGGUAAUAAUGUAGAAAAUAACAGCUCUGGUUCCUGUUGUAAUUAUAACUAAUCCUUCUGCAUUUUACUGAAGAUUUUAACCUGCAAAUCCAGAAUAUGUCCGGCUGAAAUCAUCUGAACCCCCCAAAAGUCCUGCAAAUUGCUGCAAUCCCAUGCGUCUGCUAGAAAAGGGGUCUUACUUGAUCUAAGCUUCAGCACCUCCACCCUCCCGCCUCCUUCUCACAGGGUCCGUCUCUGGCACUGAAGAACCAGGUGCUAUUAGCUUUGACAUUAGGAGUCUCAGUUACUGUAACAGUGUGUGUCUGCAUGUGAGUGGUUGAGGGAAUUACACAAGCUUCCCCACAGUCAUUAUUGCCCUAAUUGUCAGUCUGGUGUAUUUUAUAUCACUGGUGUGUGACAGAGGAAACUGUGUGUGUGCUGAUGUGAUAGGGUGUCUUAUGCAACUCACAGCUUUGGAUCAGUGCUUUCUCACGUCUGGCGUGGUGGGCUGCACCAUGCGGGCACAUUGUGUAUCUUAAGGCUACGCGCCUUGGAGGAAGGCAUGCAUUGUGUCCUGUGACCACCAAGGGAUUCUUGACUUGAAUAAAUUUUCUCACCCCUUUGCGUCACUCGGAUUUCCUCACACCUGCUUUUAAAAAUCUGCUUGCUUGUUUUUAUCUUUUUUUUCUCCCAUCCAUUGAAGAGGCGUAUCGGCUCCUCUAACAGUGCUAAGUCCAUUGCUUGGCAAAAAUUAUUAAAACCCCUUUGAACAUUUCUACACCAUAAAAAAGUUAGUUCAGUUCUUUUGCACAUUGUCAUGAACAGCAAGUCGAAAAGAAGAAUUAUGUCCCCUAACACUUUCCAGAAAAGUUGGAAAGUCAUUUCACUGUUUUAAAAACUCCACAGUGAAUGUGAUUAUCAAGAGUUAAACAUGUACCAAUAAAAUUUUUUAAACAUAUUAAAGAUUCAUGAAAUCUCUAUUUUUGUAUAGAAACAAACAUUUUUGACACUUUAAUUAACUUACAUUGAGACAAGCAUGACAAUCACUUUAACUGCUCUAACCUGGCCUGGAGUUUGCAAAAUCUAUUAAGAAACAUAAGUUUAAUACUUGGAGUCUAAUGAUCUCUCACAAUAUCACUGGAUGCUAUUCAGCAAUCACCAUUGGCACCAUCUACCCACUUAUAUACCUAUAUCCAUCUGUCCAAAAAACCCUGUUUAAACCCGUGAAAAAUCUGCUUUAAGUGGCAGUGGGAACCACUCACCAAUAUAACGAUUCAGCAAGCAACGCGGGUUAUGAUCGUCUUCUGAUCGGACAUCGCACCAUGUUAAUGUGAUAUAAUUUAGCUCACUGUAUGUACAUCACAACUGAUGUACAUACUGAUUUAACAAGCCAAAACAACUCUGCCUGAAUUCGAUAAACAUGGUACAGCACACGCAAGACAGAAAGAUGCAUGAGCUGAUCCACAGAGAAGAGGAGAUUCAGUGGCAGGUUUCAGGCACUGUUCAAGACACCAGUAUAAAAAAACAAAACAUGGAUAUGUUCAAACAGUGAAGUUACGACCUCAUGACAUGACAGGUAAUCAACAAGAUUACAAUAUAUUGCUCUCCACUGUUUACUUUCCUGAUUUCUGUUACACUAAUGAUAUCAUCAAUGGUAACCCAGCAGUGUGAGGACAGAGUUCACGCAGCUUGCCAGCAGAUGGUCAGGGCUGCCUUUUUAACCAAAUGCGAUAGAAGAAAAUAGACAGAUUGUUAGCAGGUCAAUCCAUGUUUAAAAAAAAAAUCAUCACAAUUUGCUAAAUUCAGACUGUUUUUUAUCACUGUUGGAUAGGAGGGGUGCUCACUGUUGAACCAUGGGCAAAUCAUGGGCAAGGCUAAGGCACAGUAAACGCUGUCCAACCAGCUUCAACUCAUCCCACUCUUCAACUUUAACCCAGUCAGCAGCAAACCCAGUAGCCAGCACCAAUAGUUCACCAAUUGCUACUGCUACAUUACCUGGAAGUUGGCCAAUAGGCUAACUCAAAUAAAAAAUGUAUAGACAGUUUCUUACUAUUGCUCUUUUAGCAUGGCGACUUACUGUAAAUAGCCUGUAAGAUGCUAUUUGGUCGGUCUGUCCCCAAAGAUCCACAACUCAAGUUACAAAAUCAAAAUGAUAUCCCAGUCAUGGCUUCCCAUCAGCUAACACACAUCCUCAGAAGCCAAACCUCCACUGGUCAUAUUUACUUAGCCCAUCCCAGCAAUGGUUACGGUUAGGUGGGGUUGAUGUUGGUUGGGGGAGAUUGAAGCUGCUUCAGCUCCACCACAAGGAUUCCACAGCAAGCAACCUCUUGAGAAUGAUCCCCACAGCAUAAUACUGCCACAGCCAUAUUUCACAGCAGAGAUACAUAGAACAGACACAUAUUGCUUUACCACCAAACCUUUGCAAAAUGAUGCAUUUAAACUAAAAAAGGUUAAUGAUUGAAUGAUCUGCUGACUCGUGAUGGAAAUUGAUUGCAUAGUGAUUUAUUUAAGGGUAUCAAAGUAGAAGAGAGACAAAAAGCCAAACAUUUUUUAAUGCUUCUGAUAUUAGGAUAAAACAGAACUAUUUAUAUAUAGAAACUUGCAUAAUUAAAAAGUGAAGAAUAGUAUGAGUAAAGAAAUUAGUAAUUUAUGCCAGCUCUGAAGCAGAAUGUUGGCACUGAGACAGAUGAAGCACUUCACUGGAUUAUAGAAAUUGGUUUAUUUCCGGGUAAAAUUAAGGUGUACAAUUACAAAUAAAAUCACUCACCACUUUGAAAUACCUGCUGACCUUCUGAGUCAUCUUUUCUACGUAGCAGAGCAGUCUAUAGCUUUUUAAGUCAUGUCUCUUCUACUUUGCUUUACUAACACUUCAGCCAGUUCAGAUAUAAACUUUCUCAUCAGCUUUUGCUUUUUGCAACUCCUAGCAGGAAACAUCCUUAGCAUGUUUUUUUGUAUGUUGUUCAAAAAUCUCUGUUUUGAAAGUGAACUUGCCUUUAAAUGUAAUCAACUGGGUUUUUCUUACUCCCACAUUUAACUUUAAUAUGAACAAUUGGUGCUUUUUCAUGCUACUGAUUUAAACAAGGCUUUUAGUGAAUAAUACAUUUCUGUCUGAAUAUGUAGAGCUCCCUUUUUUCAUUCAAUUAAACAGUGAUAAAGCGAA